AGAUAUGUAAAAAAAAACAAAAAAACAAUUAUGGUGCGCAAGAAACGGCGCCAUCUACUGUCUGAAUAUCUGCAAGUGCAUGCUUCUAUUGGACAGGACUGUGCAGUGCAAGGCAGGUACAGCGCGGGGUUGUUGUAGUUGAAGCUACCAGGGGUCUAGCCAGCAGUUGCAGAUAUUCAGGAGUGUAAGGUUACUGACCGUAACCUUUUUAAUGGACUGAUUUUAUUAAAACGGCAGGUCAAACGUUCCAGAAUGCACUGCGAUGUGAGUUGACAAGCCUGAACUGUCCUACAUACAUGAGUCAUCAUAUCCUGGUAGCCUCAUGCAAAUAAGAAACAUUACCUUAAAAUGAACCACACUGCACUUGUGCGCCUUCAUAAUCUGGAUACAAAGGUGAAAAGCCCCUUUCCCGUGCCUAUACCCUCGAGCUCUCACUUUAUACCCGAGCAUGGCACUCAGUCCUUACACGGGAGCGGGGUCAGCACAUGAUCCUGCCCAUCGCAGCGCCUGCCUACGUGCCCUACGUGAACUUGUGCGUGCCAGACGCCGGGGCUGCGGCCUCGACAAUAACAAACGACGUCACGGCGUGAGACGGAGAAGAAGGCAGGCAGAGGCGAAUCGGCAAAGGAACCGAGAUGAAGACACGCAAAAUAAAAUGGAGAGGAAAUGUAUCUAUGUAAAAUACACGCAGAAUCUGAAGAACCUCGUGAGGAACGCGGAGGGGGAGGACAGCUCGGCGCAGACCGAGAGGCCGAAGACCUUGUUUGAAGAGAUCCGUGCCUCGGUCAGGCACUCUGAUGAGCAGGACCGGUCCUUCUGGAGGCCUGUCCUUCCCUGGGGCGGCGUUUACACCAUCAAGGCGGGGCGCAAAGCCAUCUCCUGCACCCCGCUGUACGUGAAAAUCAACCUGAACAACACCUGCACCAUCGACGGCUUCCUGAUGCUGCUCUACGUGAUUCUGAGGGAGAACGAGACCUUCCCACGGGAGGUGUCCGUUUACCUGGGCAAGGAGUUCAUCGAGCACUUCCUGUUCCUAAUGGACUCCUACAACUACACCACGGUCAAGCUGCUCUGGAUCUGGGACAAGAUGGACAAGCGGCAGUACAGGUCGCAGAUUCACAGGGCAGCGCUGGAGAUCGACCUGUUCGGGAACGAGCACGAGAACUUCACCAAGAACCUGGAGAACCUGAUGGCCACCCUGCAGGAGAGCUUCUGCACCAGCUGGGACUGCCCCGCGCGCCUCCAGGAGAGCCUGCAGUGGACCAUCAACAUCAACCCUCCGCACGGAAUGCCCCAUGGUGACCUGAUUCAGUCUGCAGUGGAUGAAUUCUUCUGCCCGAAAAUAGUGCUGUGCAAGGAAAUGGGGUGUGACGGACAGCGGGAACUCUCUCAGAGGAUAUUCUGCCACGGCCCCCCUCCGUUCGUCAUUUUAAACAUGCAGCUGUGGAAGUCAGAGGAGCUGGCCUACAUCCCUUAUUACCUGGCUUUAUCAGACCGCAGGUAUUUACUGGAGGGCGCCACACUCUUUAACAAAGAGGAGCACCAUUACUCCGCAGCGUUCCAGAUCGACGGGUGCUGGAUGCACUACGACGGGCUUCGAAGCAACAAUCUGGUUCUACUGAAUAAACCCCCCGAGCUGCUGCUCCUGUCCUCGCUGGUCUACAUCCGAGCGACGGAGAAGUGACUCUGACCUGGAGGAGGGGGAGGACGACGGUGCUGCAGGAAAAAGGGAACAGCUUUGCAGAAACUCCAAGAAAAAGAAAGUGUCUCCCAGUCUUCAAAAUUAUAAAACGGCUAUCUUUCGCGUGCUUGGAAUCCAAGAAUUUAUGUACGGACUAUAAUAGUCCUUAAUACAGGUGAUAACGGUGCUUUAUGCUUUAACUUUCUGCAUUCAGGAUGAUUUGAGGAGGAGAUACCGCGGGAUAUAAAACAUAAACUCACUCUUGUGUUAUCCACUAGUCUGGAAACACACAGGUGUGAAGAUCAAGGUGGUUUUGGAGACUCUUUACAAACUUUAAAGCUUUACAGAAAAUCACGUCCUUAACGUCAUCAUCUGGUCUGCUUGAAUAAAGUACGUUUCAUUCUGAAAUACAGAACAGAGUUUGGCUGAAUAGUACAUCUUUAAAUUACUGUUCAUUUCAGCCAUUCCUUUUUGAGCUUUAAUUCAAUAUCAGUGGUAUUUUACUAAAGUCCUUAAUUAUUAUACUCUUCAUGUUCUUAGCAAUAAACCAGCAUACUUAAUGGUUUUUUUUCUGGAGGUUUGUUUAGCCAGCUCAGAACCAGUCUGGAGGCAGCUGGCGUGACGUCAGCCAUACAGGUGAGUUGCUCAGAUAAACCCGUCUGCCUAACUGUAGUCCUUUGGAUGGAUUGGCAUCCUUCUACAGUGCGGCUCUUCACACGCAGAAGCAGUUAAAAGACGGCAUGGUCGUGGCUCCCGUUUGUCCACUAACCCCAUUCUGCUAGCAGUUUCAAUAGCACAGUCUCGUAACAAUGGGUUAUAAAGAGCGGGUGCUGACCUGCUCUGAGCCAUCUCUUGAAGUUAGAACAGUGUGUGCUCUGAGCUGUGUACAUACAAGCCAUGAAAACAGUGUGUGCUCUGAGCUAUGUACAUACAAACCAUGAAAACAGCGUCUGCUCUGAGCUGUAUACAUACAUACAUCAAUGUACGCACUAAAACGCACUAAAUGAAAUUUACAAUGCUAAACCAGACAAUGUCUAGGCAAGUUAGUAAUCUGUUAAAUAUAGCUGUUUGUGAACAAAUAAAAUAAAAACUAAACUAAUGGUGGGUAUUGUGGAAUCUUGUUUUGCGUUGGUAUUUCCAAAUGUAUCCAUGCGAUGCUGGGAGGGGAGGGAGUUCAGGAUAAAAGCCACUGGGCUCUUUUCGUGGUUCCAUCAUGUACGUCUCCCAUCUCUCCCAUGCAAACUUCACACUAACAGACGCCGUAAACGCGUGUCACGCCUGGCGAUUCAUAUUUCAGCAAUGAAAAAAAUGAGAACAAAAAAAACCGACACUUUGACACUUGAAAGUAAACUAUGCAGUUAUUCAUAUAUUUAUUUUGUAAAAAGUAUUUUUGUACACAAAUACUGUCUGUAAUAAAAUACUUGUUUGAAUUACA
This is a messenger RNA of Acipenser ruthenus (sterlet), 3116 nucleotides long. RefSeq lists its product as uncharacterized. The coding region runs from base 449 to 1684 and encodes 411 amino acids. The record is from RefSeq and is a predicted model, not a curated record. The transcript has 5 exons. Lineage: Eukaryota; Metazoa; Chordata; Actinopteri; Acipenseriformes; Acipenseridae.